GGCGGGACCAAACAGUGCCGAGGACCCCUUCUUCCGGCAAGGAAUAAGGUGGCAGCCAUGCUGCUGGUAACGAUUCCACCGUGGCCGAUAUCUCGGAGACUGAUCCAAAACUGUUGGGAGUUGUUGCAGCGAAAAUUCCAGCAAAGCUGGCCGAGCCUUUCCAGUCCUCCGUGGGGACCAGCAUUAGCAGUACAGGGUCCAGCAAUAUUUACUGAGCCAGUAAAUGAUUCCAGUGGAAAUCAGGAGAAUACCAGCCUCUUGGAUAGUAUCUUUUGGAUGGCAGCUCCCAAAAAAAGACGCAGUAUUGAAGUUAACAGAUGUAGAAGAAGAAACCCUCAGAAACUUAUUAAAGUUAAGAACAAUUUUGACGUCUGUCCCGAAUGUGGUCACCUAAAAUUGAAACACGUCCUUUGUGGGGUUUGCUAUCAGAAAGUGCGUGAGGAAACUGCAGAAAUCAGACGACAGAUGGGGAAACAAGAAGGAGGCCCUUUUAAAGCUCCCUCCACAGAAACUGUGGUCUUAUACACAGGAGAGACACCAUCCCCACAGGAUCAGGGCAAGAGGAUCAUUGAACGAAACAGGAAGCGGCCAUCCUGGUUCACUCAGAACUGACAGCAGAGACGUUGUAAGGAUGACUUCACAGUAAAGCGUUUCUCCUUUAGAAGAAGAGGCUUUGUUUUUUAUGUUGUUGUGCUUGAUUUUAAAUCAUCAAUACAAAGUAUAAUUUACAUGUAGUUUUAUGUGAGAUAAUUUGAAGACUGUAAGUAAACUCAAAGUAUUCAUGCAAAAUUUCAAUGUCUGUUUUUAUUAUAGUGUCUGUUUACAGUAACAUAAAGUUUCCAGAUCAGAAAUAAAGUUCAUAGCAAGAAUUGCCUGUCUUGCUUUGGUUUUGUUUGCAACACUUAGUACAAAUAUUUUCAUUUAAGUAAUAGAAGUAGGCUUUUUCUUGGUAUUGUUUUAAGAUGAUCAUCAUGUGGGAAUAGGUUUUGUUCCAUUCUUUUAUUAAAUUGUCUUUGGAGGAGUUCACUUUUAUAUGGACUAUAUUUUACUAGUUUACUUAGAUGUAAAAAUAGUUUUUAUAUUUUAAGUUAAAACAACAUUGAAAAUUCAUUAGCUUAACUCAUGAAAUUUGUACUAUAUAAUUUUGGAAGUGAUUUUUAGUAAAGAGGGCCAGAUUCCAUUGAACACAGAAAACAUUCUAAGGCCAUUAACUCUGUAUUUCCUUUCUAGUGUGCCCAUUUAUUUUACUACAUUUUAUAAUUUUUAUGGUAAAAGCCUCUUUAGCUUCCUGUAAUUAUUUUUUAUUUUCUUCUCCCUUCCUGUUCUCAUGUUCACCUUGAACCCAAGGUUUGCUAUUUGGUCUCCUUCUCGUAAAAGCUUAUUGAAACAAUGGAGUAGCAAGAAGUAAAGUUUUUAUAGUUAAAGGAGAAAAUUAGUAAACAGUGUAAACCGCAGAUAUAUUUCAAAUUUGUACCAAAAUAGCUUGAACACUCACUAGGAUUAGGCAGCAAAUUCAACUCUUGAUCUUUAUUUUCUUCGGAAGCAGCAUUCACUUGCAUGGAUCAGGCUUCACAAGGUAAGACACCUCAUCUAGAAGGUGCAGAAGUAUCUUUGUACAAAGACCUAAGUCCUACCUCUCCCAUGGAACUUUACAAUGGAGAUGGUGGAAAGGAGCAAUCCAUAUUGAUAUUACCUAGAGGUGGUAAAAUAAAUGGACAUACCAGAAAGCAAAGCUGUUCUCUGCAGGUAAUUUUAUACCUUAACGGAUUGUACAAGUGCUGUGUGUCAGCAAGGUAGAUGUACUUGAGAUAGAAUCACUGGCUCAUGAAAGCUAAGGCUGAUUGGUUGCAUACUUGAAUGUGUUCUGCUCCCUACUCACUUGCCAGUUGACUAAUAGAUUGUAGAGAAUACCUCUAGGUAACAAGUCGUCCUUCGAUGAUGUAGACUGAAUGUCUUCACCCCAAAAUUUGUGUCCGAUUUAAUAUCUAAUGUCAUAGUAUUAAGUGGGGUCAUUAUGAGGUAAUUAGGUCCUAGGUAUAGAGCCCUAUAAGUGAGAUUGCCCUUUUCAGAAGAGCUCCAAGAGCUUGCUCUGCUCAUAUGCUUUAUGCCUUGUGUUUUUGCUCUUCUUUUGAGAUUUUAUCUGGCAUUCAGGCCUACUUAGUUACAGAUCUUACAUGUAAACUUGCUACUAAAUUUAUUUUUAAAAUUAUAAGAAGAAUGCAUAUCAUACUACUUAAAGCUGAAUCUCCAAUGCCAACUUUACCGGUAGAGAUAAAAAUCACUGUGGUGCACAUAUUCUAACUACUUCCUCAUGACAAGGAACACAACUUCCCCCCUUUUCAUGGAGCAUAAUUGACAAAAUCAUAUAUGUAUAUUUAAAGUAUGCAAGAUCUUGCAUGUUUUGAGGUGGGUAUACAUUGUGAAAUGAUUACUGUAAGCCAAUAAAUCUAUACCUUAUAUAUCAAUUCAUAAUUUCCUCUGCUUAAAAACAGUUGUAUAAUUUUUGUGGUCAAAAGGACAUUUUAUAUUCAAAAGGAAAAAUGUUCUCAGUAUCUCAGGCCCAUAAACAAAUUGAAAUAUUUAGUGGGCAGCAUUCUGCAUGAUUUCUUGAUUUCUCUGUAUUAAUGCAUUUUAUGACAAAAUCAGCAGGACCAUACAUACCAUUUUGUUACCUGCUGAAUGUUAUACCUGAGUGAGUGUAGUAGACACCUUAACUUUUUCUCAUCUCCAUUAUCAUCUAUUACAUUGCCGCCCUACUCCCUUAUUUAUUUCUUCUUGUCUAACAGUACUCUACUUUCUACUUUAAUGUCUUUAAUAGAUUCCACACAUUAGGGAAGACAUAGUUCUUGUCAGAGUCUGGCUUAUUUAAUACAGCAAUCUUCAGUUCCAUUCAUUUUCUUGCAAGUGGCAAAAUUUCUUUAUGGGAAAAUACUUUGUUGUAUAUUACAUACCACAAUUUAUCCAUUCCCCUGUUGAUGGGCAGUUAAGCUGGUUACAUAUCUUGGUUAUUGUGAAUUGUGUUGCAAUAAACAUGGGUAUUCAGAUUUC
Messenger RNA from Cavia porcellus (domestic guinea pig), 3048 nucleotides. RefSeq names its product mitochondrial ribosomal protein L32 (gene Mrpl32). The coding region runs from base 58 to 612 and encodes 184 amino acids. Gene Ontology annotation, biological process: translation. Gene Ontology annotation, cellular component: mitochondrial large ribosomal subunit. Gene Ontology annotation, molecular function: structural constituent of ribosome. NCBI's taxonomy places the organism in Eukaryota, Metazoa, Chordata, Mammalia, Rodentia, Caviidae. The record is from RefSeq and is a predicted model, not a curated record. The transcript is spliced from 3 exons.